Molecule: messenger RNA, 4110 nt
Organism: Protopterus annectens (West African lungfish)
Lineage: Eukaryota; Metazoa; Chordata; Ceratodontiformes; Protopteridae
Gene: TAB3
Product: TGF-beta activated kinase 1 (MAP3K7) binding protein 3
Exons: 6
Coding region: 80-2098 (672 amino acids)
Cellular component (GO): extracellular exosome
Molecular function (GO): ubiquitin binding
Source: RefSeq, a predicted model, not a curated record
UGCUGGAAGGGACCAAGGACUUUAGUCACUGGCAGAUUGUAGUAUUCCAUCCACUAUAGGAUCACUUAUCCUUCCUGGUAUGGCACAGAGCAGUUGGGCCCUUGACAUUCAGGUACUUAAUGACCUCCGACAGCGUUUUCCUGAAAUUCCAGAAACAGUGGUAUCUCAAUGUAUGUUUCAGAACAACAACAACUUUGAGGCCUGUUCCCGAAUUCUUGCACAGGAGAGCUCCAGAUAUUUGUAUGGGGAGUACCACAGCCCAAACGAUGCCAGAGUGAACAGAAACCAUCUACUACAUAUCAGCUUAGGUAUCCAGCCUCACAAUGCCUACCAGGUGGGGGACAUAGGUCAACACAAUGGAGGUCGGACGUUAGUUCACAGCUCAAGUGAUGGUCAUAUUGACCCCCAGCAUGGGAGUAAUAAGCAGCUGUUAUGUAUAGUGCAGGAACCACAUUCUGCUCCAGCAGUGGUGGCAACAUCAACUGGCUAUAAUCCAUUUUUUAUGGGUGACCAGAGCCGGAAUACACCAACCCCUCCUCCAACACCUCCACAACCAACAUCCAUGCAGCCAGGGAUGAACACUUCAGCUAUGCAAGGCCCUUCAACAUAUAUGCAUGUACCUAGAUACAAUACCAGUCCUGUCACUGUUGCUGUAUCUCAGAAUCUCUCUCCUGGUCCAGCUGUACCUAGAGCCUUACAGAUUCUUCCACAGAUUACGAAUAAUCCAUGUGGAACACCUAAUUCUGUUUAUGUUGGCCAGACUUCUCAAAGCCCCUCUGGAAGGCGUACUCCACAGAAUAUUCCAUGGCAUUCUUCAUCACAGGGUUCAGUGUCUCAUUAUAGUCCACAUGGUAUGCAAUUAUAUCAGCAGCAGCAUGGUUUUCAGCAGUCUCAGUAUUCUUCUAAGCAGGUGCAGAUUCACCAGUCAAGCUUCAGGUCACCACCUCCAUCUCAGUGUCCUUCUCCUUUUAGUUCUCCGCAACAUCCAGUGCCACAUAGCCAGCUAAGUCAUCAAACUUCACAAGUAUUUAUGCCGAUAAGUCCUUCAGCUGUUUCACCACAUGCCUAUCCACAGCUUCCUGCUAACUACCAGAAACACAGUGGAGCCUCAGUGUCGUCAUUACUUCAGUAUGGUGGGAUGCCUAAAAAUCAAAUGAACAAAAUAGAAAUUUCUGUGGAGCCACCACAAAGGCCUGGGACUUCUAAUAGAAGCCCUUCUCCCAAAAGUAGCCAGCCUUCACCACAGACACCGCAUCCACUGUAUGUAGCUACUACUCCUGGCUCACCUUCCAGAGGAAUAUCUGGACAGACAAGAAGUCCGUUCAACAUUAGUCAAUGUUAUAUGAAAUACACACAGUCAAGUGGUACUGCGGGUGCUCAGACAGUGACUCCUCGGGUACUGGUGUCGCAGCAGAACCCUAAUCUUUUUAAAAUUCCUGUUGCAAGUACUCCUCCUGAAAGUAUCUUAAAUUUGGUGGACCAAGAGGAGCACUCUGGAGCACCAGAGCCUAUUCAGCCCAUUUCUGCAUUGUCAAGAACUGUUACAGGAAAAGGAAGCCAGCUACAUCAAAAAGUGCCUGGUUCUGGGUCAGAUGAUUAUGCAUAUGUUCAAGCUUUGCUUCUUCAUCAGCGAGCAAGAAUGGAGCGGAUAGCUAAACAGCUAGAGCUAAAGAAGCAUGAAAUGGAGAAGCUAAAGACUGAAGUGAACGAAAUGGAAUAUGAUCUUGUGCAGAGACGACUUAGGAAAGUCACGUGGUGCACAUCAAACCCAACUCCAGAGGAGAUGACUCGACUCCGGGGCUUAAACAGACAGAUCCAGAUCAAUAUCGACUGCACACUGAAAGAAGUUGACCUUCUUUUAAGAGGUAACCAUCUUCCCAAACCCAGGAACUUCUACGAAGAGCUACCAUCUGGUCCUGUGGUGCCACCAAAGUCGAGUAUUAAAAAAGAGCAUCGACAAAGCACCAAACAAGCUCCCGUGUCAAAUGUACAAGACGAAGAGUUUGAAGGAGCACCUUGGAAUUGUGAAAGCUGCACAUUCCUAAAUCACCCAGCACUAAACCGCUGUGAGCAGUGUGAAAUGCCACGUUAUACUUGAAUCAACUCAGAUUGCUGUCAGUCUCACAGGACAGUCCCCAGCUUCUUUCAUGAAAGGAUGACAAUAUGGGACAUUUUGUUCAUCCACUACGCCUUAGUCAGGAAUUUAAAGUUCUCCAUCAUGCAUUCAUCUCUGCCUUGGUAGAAGUGAAAUCAUUUGACCAAUACUCUGAAUUGCUCAGAGCUGCUUUAAAAAAAACUGAAAAAAAGCAAAUUAUUUUAAGACUUCAAGGAGGGCACUGAAAAUGACCUGUGCCACAGACUUUUUAAUAAGCCUCAUAGUAUCUACUGCUGGAUGAUAGGUCUCCGUGGCCUAUGAAUAUUGCUCUACAAAGCCUUUCUUCAGUGUUGAGCAGCCACAGUCUUAAGAUGUGGAUCAGCUGUGAAAAUUUCACAGAACUGCACAUUUUUAAAAUAAAUUGAACGUAUUAAGCUGCAUUAGCAGUUGUACCACUAUCCUUACCACUAAGUGUAGUUUUCCUGAUAAACAGAAACUACAAGUAAGCAAAUGUGAAUUUUUUUUUAUCCAAAAAGAAACUUGAACAUGCAACUGCUGUCUUUUUUUUUCUUCAGGGUAGUAAUAGCCUGCUGAAUUAUGUAUCACCUUUAUGUUGUGAUGAGUAAUGAGAAGGUGAAUAUAUCAUGUUCCUUAGUGUCCAGGCAAGAGACAAUAUGUUACAUAGACCCCAUUUCUGUUUGAAUUUCUCGUGUUUUAUCAUUCAUACUGGUAAUCAGAUCUGAUGCCCAAAGUAGGUUAAAAUAUUACUGCAUGCUUUUAAUGGGGAAUAUGUGUAAGGGCUAUGGGUCCUUUCCUCACAUAAAGCUACAUAGUAUGUUUUUAUAAGUAAGGUUUCUUUUUGACUGUGCGCUGUAACAGUACAGCAGACUCAUGCCAAAUACCAAGUUAAUCCAAAUUACACUAAAGACUUGUGCACAGCCUUGAUUGUGGUGUAUGUUUGAAAACUGUUACUUACGCCUUUGAGCUUCCAUUUUGCGAAGAACCCAUGAUGUUUACAGCACAGAAGGUACUUUGUGCCCCUUCCUUGAUAUAGCUAAAAAUAGUAGUAAUAACUGCUUAAGAGGUUUAUUUGCACAUUGUUGAUAAACCAGCCUGUACAAAGUUGCUAAUGGCACAUUUUGAAAAGUUGCACACUGUAUAAUUUUCUCAGAGAGUUCACAAUGGAAUGAAGAAUAUUUAAGACUUGCAAAAAAGAAAAAAAAGAUUUUAACUUGUACUUUUAUGCAUAUGAUCUACUGUAAUAUUAUUAUUAUUAUAAUGAUGAUGACAAUGAAGGUGAUUGGUGUUAUUUGGAUGCUUCUGGUUGCUAUAAUUAUAAUAAAGCACUCGUGCUCUGUGGAAUCGUGUACCUUUGAGUAUGACAGGUGAAUGAGUAGUUUGUAGAACAUGUGAAUCUCAGAUAGUUGUAUAGAUGCUUAUACUUCUAAUAAUGCACUUGUAAGUGUGUGUGUAAAAUUACACAGCUGUUAAGUUUGGCGGAUGUGUAAAUAUUGUGUGUGUAUGUAUUUCAGUGUUUUAUAUAAAAAUAUGCAUGGGUGCUAUAACAGUUAACAGUACAAAUGUAGUACUUAUGGUUAUGACAGUUAUGUACACUGUGGAUUUGGGGGACUUAUGUAGUCUUAAUGAAUCUGAUUUGACUGAACUGAAAAUUAUUGAUUGCAUAAGACCAAAUAGUGUUUUUGCCAGAUCAAAAAAUGACAAAUUUCGGGUUCCUGAGCAAAUAUCUAUAUUUUAAUAAUAGUAGUAGUAGUGGUAGUAUAAGCUGAUGAGAAACUAAUUUAGCUAGAGAGUAAUCAUUUAUUAAACUACACUUGCAAUCAAUUCAAGUAAAAUGUUUACAUUUAUAAGCUUCAUUUGUACGUUCUAGCAAUGCAGAUUACAAAUGCAAAGAACAUUUCUGCUCAAAUAGCAUAUGUAGUGUUUGGCAUUAAAGAGAGCAUAGUGUUUUGUUUGGAUGCUUAAUAAAUAACAGACAGGAGAUGUGGUCAAACUUC